Messenger RNA from Salvelinus fontinalis (brook trout), 3264 nucleotides. It is a transcript of the gene nap1l4a, whose product is annotated as nucleosome assembly protein 1-like 4a. NCBI's taxonomy places the organism in Eukaryota, Metazoa, Chordata, Actinopteri, Salmoniformes, Salmonidae. Gene Ontology annotation, cellular component: chromatin; nucleus. Gene Ontology annotation, biological process: nucleosome assembly. Bases 363 to 1460 code for a protein of 365 amino acids. Gene Ontology annotation, molecular function: chromatin binding; histone binding. The transcript has 15 exons. The record is from RefSeq and is a predicted model, not a curated record.
AGUGUUAGAAGUUACUGUUUGUGACAUUUGAUUGUUAGCAACAAAUGCCUGGCUAGUUAGCGAGAUUCCCACAUGUCAUGUUGGUCGUUGAGUGGGGGCAUUUGACUAAAGGAGAAACACGCUUAUAUGAACAGUUUUUUUUCCGUCGUGGAUGACCAUUAAUAUUCGUCGUUUGGUAGUGUUUUCUGUGUGUGACGUUAGCUGACUAACUACUUGCUGUCGUGUUACCUGGUUUUUGUUGGCCAUAAAAUCGGUUUCUGAGGGGCAGCAUGCGAACAUGCUAUCAGCUAGCACGCUAACGUUACUGCUAGCUAACGUUUACUGUCAAAUAAUUGUGGCACCGCCCAGAGUUAUUUGUGUGGAUGAUAGAAUUGUCUAGCUACGCUAACAGAGCAGAAGGAGCUGUUACGAUGGAGGCCAACAAAGCUGAAGGCAGAGGUAAGGGAGACCAUGGCAUGCAGAUCCCAGGAGGACUGUUGGACAGACAGGACAGCCUCCACAACAUGGAGAGCCUGCUCCCCAAGGCUGUGAAGAGGCGAGUCUACGCCCUGAAGAAGCUACAGGUGCAAUGUGCCAACAUAGAAGCAAAGUUCUAUGAGGAAGUCCAUGAGCUGGAGAGGAAGUACGCUGGCCUCUACCAGCCCCUCUUCGACAAGAGACGAGACGUGGUGACAGCCACAGUGGAACCCACAGACGAAGACUGUGAGUGGCACAACGACAGAGAGGAGGAGGAAGAGCUAGCGGAGGAGCUGAAGAAGAAGGCUGCUGUUGAGGAGAAGGAAGAGGAUGCCGCCCCAGAGGAAGACCCCAAAGGCAUACCCGAGUUCUGGCUCACCAUCUUCAAGAGCGUGGACAUGCUUAGUGACAUGCUGCAGGAACACGAUGAGCCUAUCCUGAAGCACCUUCAGGACAUCCAAGUCAAGUUCUCUGAGCCUGGAGAACCUAUGAGUUUCACACUGGAGUUCCACUUUGAGCCAAAUGGUUUCUUCAACAACGCUGUGCUCUCUAAAGUUUACAAGAUGAAGUCGGAGCCUGAUGACGAUGAUCCCUUCUCAUUUGAGGGCCCGGAAAUUUUUGCCUGUGAAGGUUGUCAGAUAGACUGGCAUAAGGGGAAGGAUGUGACAGUGAAGACCAUUAAGAAGAAGCAGAAGCACAAAGGCCGUGGCACUGUCCGCACAGUCUCCAAGCAGGUGCCCAACGACUCCUUCUUCAACUUCUUCAACCCCAUUAAAGUGUCACCUGAUGAAGAGCCGGACGAGGACGCCGAGUUCACCUUAGCCACAGACUUUGAGAUUGGCCAUUUCUUCCGUGAGAGGAUAGUACCCCGAGCUGUGCUCUACUUCACUGGAGAGGCACUGGAGGAUGACGAAAGUUUUGAGGAGGAAGAGCUGGAGGAGGGAAUUGAAGAGGAGCAGGAUGGUGAUGAUGAUGACGAGGGAGACUUUGACCCUAAGGCAUAAGCAAUCAAUCAUUCUCACCCCAUGCAUUUCUAGAAAGAAGAGCCCCAGCCUGCCGAGUGCAAACAGCAGUAACCGUGGUGACCAGGGGAGCUUGGCCGAGAUCCUGCUGUCCAUCAAAUCAGUCCUCAUCCAAUCAGCAGGUCUUCCCGUCCCUGUUGGCUCCGCCCCUUAUGAACUCUCAUACAAAUGCAAUAGAACACAACCAAACAGUGUUUUUAAUACAUGCAUGCCCAUUUAUCUGCUGUCCUGUCCCCCGCCCUUUUUGUUUUAGCUUCAUUCAUAACCAAUUAAGAAGUGACCUGGACUUUAAACAAUUCACCACGGCAACGUAGAGUUAGUCUACUUCACAAGUAGGUGACUAAUGCCGAGAACCUCAGAAUAUUCAAAUAAAAAAAAUAUUGAAUGGAUGGAUCCCGAACUUUAGUUUUAACAGAAAAUCAGUUACUCAGGGUUUUGUAAGGCCAAUAAGAUGAGUGUUAAUUUACCAGGAAAUUGCUGAACAGGUUUGACUUAAUACAUCACUGGGGUUGCUGACAAGUUCUUUUUUUCUUUCUUUAUGGUGUUUUUAAUAGACAAGGUGUAUUACUCUCAAUUUUAUUUUAUUUUCUAAUGUUCAUGUCCUUGGACUAUUUAUUCUGGUUUCAUGCAGCUGUAUGAAGUGGUGCAUUAUGGGAAAGUAUUUUAGGCCCCACCCACAAUAGAUAAGGCCCAUUCUCAUUCACCAUGCAAAUGCCCAACAAACAUUUGUCCCUUCUUUCCCAAGCUUUGCAAGACUAACAACAUGUUUAUACUGCCAAAUUGUAUUUUUUAAUAUGUGAAAUGGUUUUAAGCGUUUUGAGAAUUUUUUGCCACACUACUGCUUUGACUGUGCCCGGACUCGUAGGGCUUAACAAAAUAUGGCUACACUUCUCAUGGUCAGCCAUUCUAAUACAUUUGGAAGCGAUGGCAUGAUCCUUAACCUAUCGUUCCUAAAUCCCUAUUCGUCCCUUUUAGCUGAUCUGAAAGGACCUUGUAGGUUUAAGCAAUAUAACAGGUAUUAUAUAGUUGCUGUUAUAACAAUCCUGCCUUUUUAGAGGUUUAGGUGGAGUUAUUACCGUAUUGCGGAUAUGUGUACAGGGUUGGUUAUUUGGUUUGAAAGUGCAAUUUACACAUCGUCACGACACACUUAACCAAGUUAACCAAGAAAAAGGAUAGCAGUACAAGAUGGUAAAGCUUAACGUUAGUAGAAUAUACCUAUCCAGCCCUCAGAUAUAUGUUAGGGGAAGGAAAUAAGGGUGUUUGUGUAUAAGUUUGGAAUUGGGCCAGAAGGUUGAGGUGUUGUGGCAGUUCAUGCAGCCAUCAUAAACAGUGCCCAUCGUUACAGAAGGCUACCAAUCCAACCCCUCCACCACCAAACAUGUUCUGUCCAUAUUCCUGCUAACAUGACAUUUAAACAUGUAUUACUCCCCUAAGAAUGCCCAUUUGUCUAUAGAAUGUCUCCCCAAACGUGAGACAACCGGUUGCCCAUGAUCCUAUCAGCACGUUGAUGCUGGUUGGUAUGGUGGUCAGCGUGGUAGCAAUGGUUAUCGUUACAGUGCUUUACCACACAUAUCCCCCCCCUUUUUUAAAUAAAGAUUGUAGAGCCCUCGUUUUUGAAAGGACCGAUCUCUUGAAGCCACGGUGACGUCUUCAUCCUCCCCACCUAAUUGAACCUUGUGCUAGAAAUGGCCUUAUCUGGUUCCUCACAAUUUGUUACUUGCGCAAUAUUAUUUUCAAUUUGUACAGAAUUAGUUAAUAUUCUAUUAAAGUUGUGUGACAGACUGUU